Cyclopterus lumpus (lumpfish) is the source of this 3879-nucleotide messenger RNA. RefSeq names its product STIL centriolar assembly protein (gene stil). The coding region runs from base 638 to 3709 and encodes 1023 amino acids. Gene Ontology annotation, cellular component: centriole; centrosome. Lineage: Eukaryota; Metazoa; Chordata; Actinopteri; Perciformes; Cyclopteridae. The record is from RefSeq and is a predicted model, not a curated record. Gene Ontology annotation, biological process: mitotic spindle organization; protein localization to centrosome; centrosome duplication. The transcript has 17 exons.
GCUUCCUAUUGGCUGGUUGCGUUGCCGCGCCAGUGGAGGCGAGAAACAGCGCGACGAUUCAACCGCGUCCAUCUUUUGUCUUUUUGAGAGUUAAACCAGCAGAUGAACUGAAGUCAACGUCCGGUUACCUUGUGUGGAGCUAACGAAGCUAGGGGAGCUAACCUCAGAUGAGCUGAAGUCAACGUCCGGUUACCUUGUGUGGAGCUAACGAAGCUAGGGGAGCUAACCUCAGAUGGAGAUGAGCUGAAGUCAACGUCCGGUUACCUUGUGUGGAGCUAACGAAGCUAGGGGAGCUAACCUCAGAUGGAGAUGAGCUGAAGUCAACGUCCGGUUACCUUGUGUGGAGCUAACGAAGCUAGGGGAGCUAACCUCAGAUGGAGAUGAACUGAAGUCAACGUCCGGUUACCUUGUGUGGAGCUAACGAAGCUAGGGGAGCUAACCUCAGAUGGAGAUGAGCUGAAGUCAACGUCCGGUUACCUUGUGUGGAGCUAACGAAGCUAGGGGAGCUAACCUCAGAUGAGCUGAAGUCAACGUCCGGUUACCUUGUGUGGAGCUAACGAAGCUAGGGGAGCUAACGGUUAGCUGUACUCAGCGCUGAGUUGCCGUUAAUAGGGCCUCUCUGUCGGCCAUAGCAGCGAUGAGCUUCCCGGUGAACCUCCAGGAUCUUCCGCCCGGAGUGUUGGAGGCGGUGUUUACUCCGGAGACCGUGAGAGGAAGAACCUCCAGGAACUCUCUCAUCGCGUUGAGUUUCCCCAAAUCCAGAUCUGCUCUGUGGGACGGCAGCGCUGCAGGAGAGAAGCUCCGCCUCCAGCUCUGUGCUCACAGGAAGCCCCACCUACUGCUGAUGGAGAAAGCUCUGCGUCUGGCUCAACGUCACGCCCGUCACAGCAACAAGCCCCGCCUCCUGAGCUUCCUCCUGGGGUCAGUGAGUGUCGACGCAGAUGAGGAGGGGGUCACUGUGACCCUGGACCGGUUCGAUCCGGGUCGGGACCAGGCCGGGUCCUGCAGGGUCCCAUCUGCUCUGCUGCCCGGAGACGUCCUGGUUCCCUGUCAGUUCUCCAUGCAGACCGAGCCCACUGACGCCGUCGCCCAAUCAGAGGCAGAGAUUCACCUGUGCUUCAAGGCGUUGCAGCAGUGUGUGAGCAGCAGACAGGCUCUGGAUCUGUCUCAGCUGCUGAAGGUCAGAGGUCACGUGGUCGUCUCUCAGCAGUCUGACGCUGCAGCGUUCGUCCUCAGCUGGUCGGCCGUCUGUCCGUCAGUUGGCGUGGACGUCCAUCCGAUCCGCCCCGUCCCCGUCAUCCCCACCGCACUGCUGCGGAGCCUGACCGGCCUCCACCGGGGGCCUCCGCCCCCCAGCCGGCAGAGAGGGUUUCUGACCAUGGAUCAGACCAGGAAGCUGCUCCUGCUGCUGGAGUCGGACCCCAAAGCCUCCAAUCUGCCGCUCGUCGGCCUCUGGCUGAGUGGAGUCGCACACGUGUCCAACCCUCAGGUGUGGGCCUGGUGCGUGAGGUACCUGUACAGCUCCGCCCUCCAGGACAGGGUUCUGUCAGAGAGCCGCUGUUUCCUCCUCGUCCUGUUCGCCUCCACCCACAGACCUCCUCAGUUCUUCCAGUGUCGAGGACCUGGACCGGGACCGGGACCGGCACCGCAGCUGGACUACCAGAUGCUGACCGCCUCCCAGUGUGUCACCCUGUACCAGCAGGUGGCCUCGGUGGAGGAUCGGACUCUGCAGUGUGAACUAGGUUCAGAGGAUCACAGCAGACAGACGGAGGUGUUCAGACAGGCCCAGACCUCCUUCAGCAGAGCCCGCCUGUCUGUCAGCGAUCAGGACUCCGGAGUCGAGGACGAGGACUUGUCUCCGUGGCCGUCCCCGAGCCCCCACCCGCCCACUCAGCAGGCGCGCAGAGUUCAGCCGUCUGUUCCUGAACUCUCUCUGCUGAUUGACAGCAGCGUCACCACCAAUCGGAACGCUCGGCAGGACCCUGGCCCCGCCCACAGAGACCCUCCUCCUGCGCCUCCCACCAGAAACAACUCCACCACCACCUCCUCCUCCUCCGCUCCCAGACCUGCUGCUCCUCCUCACCUCCACAGCACCCCCAACUCCAACCUGCAGGAGCCCUGCUGCUGCUGCUCCACCCACACCUACGACUGCACCUCCAUCUUCUCCUCCCCAGGACUUCACCCUGCUCCAUCCCAUCACACUCCUCCUCCAUCCAGUCUCCACCUUGCUCCUCCUCCAUCCUCCCACACUCCUCCUCCAUCCAGUCUCCACCCUGCUCCUCCUCCAUCCUCCCACCAUCACACUCCUCCUCCAUCCAGUCUCCACCCUGCUCCUCCUCCAUCCUCCAUUCUUGCUACACCCCUGUCCUCCCAUCACCAUACUCUAUCUCCCUGCUCCACCCACCCUCCUCACAGCUCUUCCCUCCUCCACCCUCCUCCCGCCCCGUGGUGUGGUGCCUCCCCCUCUCCACCCCCCUCCCGCCCCCCCUGUGUGAAUCGGUGCUGUGAUCAGGUGGGGGUGGUGGUCCCAUCUGACACCUACCAGCUCCUCCUCCAUCAGGACCAACAGCUCCGGCUCCUGCAGGCACAGGUCCAGAUGCUGCUGGAGGCUCAGGGGAGACUUCAGUCAUCAGGUGGGCAGGUGGAGGCUCUCACACCCCGGACCACUGCCAGCAUUGCUGUGGGAACAGGAGCCAGUCUGUUCUGGGGAGAUCCUGUCCAGUCGCCCCUCCCCCAUCAGGAGGUACAGGCUCCUCCCCCCUCCUCCCACACGCCAACCUCCUCACACGCCGACCUGUCCGUCAUUGGGUCUGUGGGCGGAGCUGAUGUCAUUGACGGUCAGCACAGGUGCAGUAUCAGCGGUCUGGAGAGUCCAGUUCUGGGAGAGAGUGCGAGCAUGUACCGAGCUGAUGGAGAGCAGCAGCGCUUCUAUCACAACCUGAUGAGUCAGCUGACCAGUCGUCUCCAGGAGUCAGACAGUAAACAGGAAGUGGAAGAGGAGUCUAGCAGGAGGUCCCGCAGGAAGCAGAGCGGUAAAGGAGACCCAGUGCUCAGAGCCACCGUGAGGCAGCUGCAGCAGCUCGGAGUCCACGUGGACCCAGAAGACCUGACGGAGUCCGAGCGCCGAGUCCACCAAACCGUGGAGAGCAGCAGCACGCUGGCGAGCAUCAACCCGGCGGCGGUUCUGUCCCGGCUGAGCGUGACCGAGCCGACGGCCAGCAUUCUGGUCCCUGAAGGCAGCGUGGACCUGAGCCUGGAGGCCAACGCCAUCGCCCUGCGCUACCUGAGUGACUCGCAGCUCAGCAGGCUCUGCGUCGGAGGCCACGCCCCCUCAGGUCCAGGCCCCGCCUCCAACCACUCCCUGCUGUCACCGAGCAACAUGUCUCUGGCCACCAGGACGUACAUGAGGAGAUACGGCUUGAUGGAGAUGGAGGAGGAGGAGGAGGAGGAAGAAGAAGAAGAAGAAGAAGAAGAAGAAGCGCCAGCUCGCCCGCCGCUGAACGAAGCUCUGAACGUGAAGCUCCUCCCACAGAGUCAGCUGAUCCGGGACCUGCGGCCCAAAAUGCAGCUGUUAGCCGGUGCUGCCGACAAGGAGAACCGUUCCAGCAGGCGGCCAUCUUUAAUGAAGGCGAGCGGCCGUCAGCCUGAAGGAUCGGUGGGAAACAUUCUGGACCUCAGUCGCCUCCGACAGCUGCCCAAGCUCUUCUGACCCGGGAGUCUGGGCCACUCUGGGUCCUGGUUUUCUUUAGUCCGGUUGUGUCUUUUGGGUCAGGCUGGUUUCACAUUCAUCAGAAGUUUGUGUGUUUUUCACUUCCUGAUUUAAUGUAAAAUAUUUGUUUUAAAUAUUUAUUCCACAAAUAAAAUUAAUAAUACUUUUAA